This is a messenger RNA of Dinoponera quadriceps, 2500 nucleotides long. RefSeq names its product probable phenylalanine--tRNA ligase, mitochondrial (gene PheRS-m). NCBI's taxonomy places the organism in Eukaryota, Metazoa, Arthropoda, Insecta, Hymenoptera, Formicidae. Bases 271 to 1584 code for a protein of 437 amino acids. The record is from RefSeq and is a predicted model, not a curated record. Gene Ontology annotation, biological process: phenylalanyl-tRNA aminoacylation. Gene Ontology annotation, cellular component: mitochondrion; cytoplasm. Gene Ontology annotation, molecular function: phenylalanine-tRNA ligase activity; tRNA binding; ATP binding. The transcript is spliced from 4 exons.
CCGACGUAGGAUACAUAUUUUACGUGUAUAACCUUUUCGUACGUUAUAUACGAGCAUAUUAAGUUUUCCUUUUUAUCCAAUACAUGUGAAUAUCUUAAAAUAAUUUAUAUUUAACUUAACUGUGCAUAUAUCGGAGAGUAGAGAAAAAUAUAAAAUUCUCUCCCACAGAUAUCUUUCUUGCUGUUUGUACCAUGCGUGUGCGUGCAUAAAGAUUUAACUUGAGAAACCUCGAAAUCGCUGGAGAAGUAAGAAGAAAACGAACCCUCAAUAAUGUGGUGCACUAGAUAUGCUCACUUUUGCAAGGAAACCUUAAGAACGUGCAGAACAGCGUCUAGCGUCGCCAAUGUUAAUAAAAACAUCAACGAGCUGGUGCUGCUCGGUCAGAAAUAUGUAACGGACGAUUGGACAAACAUUACUCCAAAUGUCAUCAGCAAGUUAGGGAGAAAUUUGCACGUUAAGCAAUACCAUCCGCUCUGGCUCUUACGCCAGCGUAUCGUGGACUACUUUUACAAACAAUUCCCCGGCAAGAGCGGAACACCGGCGUUCAGCAUCCACGACAACAUAUGUCCUGUGGUCACAACUUCUCAGAAUUUCGAUUCUCUUCUCGUGCCGAAAGAUCAUCCGAGUAGGAGGAAGAGCGACUGUUACUUCGUGAAUCAAGACACACUGCUGAGGGCACACGCGACUGCUCACCAGGCAGAAUUAAUUUCAAUGGGUCUGAACAACUUCCUCGUUAUCGGGGAUGUAUAUCGGCGGGACGAGGUCGACAGCACCCAUUACCCGGUUUUCCAUCAGGUUGACGCGGUCAGAUUAUGCACGUUGCAGGAGAUAUUUCACGAUGUAAACGAUCCCGCUGGUUUAAAGUUGUUUGAGCACUCGGGGACGGAGACCGCUGAUAAGCAAGGCUGUCAUACCUUAGAGGCGGUGAAGAUGAUGGAGCAGGAACUAAAAAGCACUUUAAUCGGUUUGGCGCAAACUGUCUUUGGAAAAGACGUGCAAUGCCGAUGGGUUGAUCAGUACUUUCCAUUCACCCAUCCGUCCUGGGAGCUGGAAAUACUGUUCAACGACAAAUGGCUCGAGAUUGUGGGCUGCGGCGUCAUGCGCCAAGAGAUCCUGCAGAAAUCCGGCGCCGUCGAUCGGAUCGGAUGGGCGUUCGGUCUUGGAUUGGAGCGCCUGGCCAUGCGCUUGUACAGCAUACCGAACAUACGGUUGUUUUGGAGCGAAGACAUCAGCUUUCUAAAUCAGUUUAAAGUAGACGAUCAUAACGCGCAUAUACAGUACAAGCCUAUAAGUAUAUAUCCUCCUUGCACAAACGACAUAAGCUUCUGGUUGCCGGAGGACGGAAGCUAUUUUCCCAACGACUUCUACGACUUAGUUCGGGAGAUAGGCGGCGAUAUGGUCGAUCAAAUCAUUCUGAAGGACGAGUAUGUUCAUCCGCAGACGAAGAGAAUGUCUCAUUGUUACAGUAUAGUGUACAGACACAUGGAACGCACUUUGACUCAGAGAGAAGUCGGCGAGGUUCAUCGUAAAGUGGCAAGAGUAACGGAUGCUAAACUUAAUGUGACCGUUAGGAUUCAGAAAUAAAAACGCUUGUCUAACAAAAACUGAGUGUUUAUUUUAGAGAGUAAGUUCCACGAGCUACUUAUUUCGUAAACGGCGCGACAUCAGCCGCUCUCGAGCCGCUAUUUAACGAAGUAUGUUAAUAUACAUAUAGAGCGACGCGACCGUCGUGCGGCCACAGCACGAACAUCAGAGAAAUCGGGAGAAAAGGAAUAUAUUAUUUUUAUUUGCGAAUAAAUUAAUCACAAACGCGUUACAUCAGCAAACAAUAGUAUUCUAAAAACAGCUAUUAUUAUUUGCGAUACGCCUCAUUCAUAUUAGAGGUAACAACGAUUACAGUUUACAUGUUCUACAUGCUUGCAUUAUAUACAUGAAUAUAAAACACAUUACGUAAUCUGGUAUUGAUGGUUUACGCGCGAGUACAUAUACUUAAUGAUGAUGAAGUAAGAGAAUCUAGAAACUUUCGAAGGAUACGGAAAUAAACGUCUCGAACAGAGCUCCGGAAUAAAUUUCACUAUACAAUAGCGUUAGUGCAAGAAUUGCCGUUUAUACUUAGUUCACAAAAAUCACAGUUUCAUUUCUGACACUCAAAUCCUAUUCCUCAACCGUAUUAUCGGUUCAACAAUUUUCUUUCCUUUUUUUUCCUUUUUUUCUUUUUCUUUUUAAGUAAAAUGCAUUAGUCUCUCGUUAGAAAUAAAGAUUACUUGUCCCUUAAUACGCUGGGAUACGCUUGAAGAUUUAUUCGAUAUAUGAGAAAUACUGUUGUGUGUGUUGUGCUCUCAGUUAGAACAUUUCUAAUUAGUAUUUUGAGAACGAACGAUAAGCAUCGAACUUAUGUAAAUGCCGUGAUACGUGCAUACAAACGCACCAAAAUGGAAGAUUCGAGUUUGACGUUACGUUCAUAAAUAAAUUAACAAUAUAUAAACAAAAAGAAAAAAAA